Molecule: messenger RNA, 3394 nt
Organism: Funneliformis caledonium
Lineage: Eukaryota; Fungi; Glomeromycota; Glomeromycetes; Glomerales; Glomeraceae
Source: the annotation of a GenBank genome assembly
AUGGAAGCUCUUGAUGAACUUCAAAAACUUGAAUACCUUUCUUUAGUUUCAAAAAUUACAAGCGAACUGCUUAAUCACACCGGGAUAAAUGAUAAAACUUUAGCCGAAUUUGUGAUUAAUUUACACGAACAGCAUCGAACAUUACCAGAGUUUAAAAAGGCUUUGACUGAUGCCGGAGCAGAGUUUCCAGAAUCUUUUAUUAAUACCUUGGAUCGGCUGAUCCAAAAAAUGAAUCCCAAAUAUAAGACAAAAGGGAAAAUAAAAGAAGUAAGCAGUGAUGAAGAAGACAAUAAUCUUGGCUAUGAUCCCGAUGAAAAAGCAAAAAUAUUUCCAGGAUUAGCCAUGCCAGAUGAUCCAGAUUGGCAUGAAAAAAAUGAAAAAGACACUAAGAUAGCAAUUGAUACUAUGGUUCAAUUGGAAGACUUAGAAAGUAUGCUUAGGUCUAAAAAGAAGGAAGCCAUUGAAAAAAAAACAUCAAAGACUAAUAAACGACAUUCUAGUAGGAGUAAUUCACGAUCCUCUAAGCGGAGACGAUCCAGAUCAAAUAGUCCACCUUAUCAACUGGAUGAAAAGCCAGUGCUUUAUAAGAUAUAUAAUGGCAGGAUAACUAAUUUAAGAGAUUUUGGCGCAUUUGUUAGUUUGGAAGGUGUCAAAGGUCGGGUAGAAGGUAUGGUACAUGUAAGUAUGCUGUUAGCUGGAUCUAGAAUUUCACAUCCGUCGGAGGUAGUCAACCGUAAUCAAACUGUUAAAGUGAAAGUUAUGUCUGUAGCUGCAUCGCGAAUAAGUUUAUCUAUGAAGGACGUAGAUCAAAAUACCGGUGAAGAUUUGUCACCCCAUUUGCGUAUAAAGACUGAAGAGGAGCUUGAAGCUGAAGCCUUACAUAAUCCAGAACGUCCAUACUCCUUUGGAAAAGUACCAGUUAUUGAAGACAAUGAUGGUCCCAAUAAUCUUAAACGUCCAACUUCACCAGAACGUUGGGAACUUAAACAACUUGUUGCUUCUGGUGUGCUACGUGCUUCAGAAAUGCCUGAUUAUGAUGAGGAACAAGGAUUUAUCGAAAACAUGGAAACAGAAGAAGAAUUGGAUAUUGAAAUUAUGGAAGACGAACCACCGUUUUUGAGAGGACAAACCAAACACACAGUUCAGCUAAGUCCCAUUAAGGUUGUUAAAGCACCUGAUGGUACAUUGAACCGUGCUGCUCUAGCAGGGGCUUCUUUAGCCAAAGAACGUCGAGAGUUAAGGCAACAACAAGCGAAUGCCGAAUUAGAUUCAGUUCCAAAGGAUAUUAAUAUUCCUUGGCUAGAUCCUUUACCAGAACCUGGAGAACGUCAUUUUGCACAAGACUUAAGGGGAAUUGCAGCAGGUCGUAAAGCUGGUGAAGUCCCCGAAUGGAAAAAAGAAACCUUUAAUAAAGCGACCAGUUUCGGUAAGGUUACUUCAUUGUCUAUUCAAGAACAAAGACAAAGUUUACCGAUUUAUCAAAUGCGGAAUAUGUUAAUUAAGGCCAUAUCAGAACAUCAACAACUUAUUAUUGUUGGCGAUACCGGGUCUGGCAAGACUACGCAAAUGACACAAUAUCUCGCUGAAGAAGGAUUUGCAAAUCAUGGAAAAAUUGGGUGCACACAACCUCGUCGUGUUGCUGCUAUGUCAGUUGCAAAACGCGUAGCCGAAGAAGUGGGUUGUCGUUUAGGAGAAGAAGUUGGAUAUACUAUUCGUUUUGAAGAUUGUACUAGCCUUAAUACUAAAAUUAAAUACAUGACGGACGGUAUGUUGUUGAGAGAAUGUUUAUUAGACCCCGAUUUAAGACAAUAUUCAGUAAUUAUUCUUGAUGAGGCGCACGAAAGAACGAUAUACACCGAUGUGCUGUUCGGACUACUUAAAAAAAAAUUUUCAAAGUAUUUCUUUGAUUGUCCUAUCUUUAGUAUUCCAGGUCGUAAAUUUCCUGUCGAGGUUCUUUAUACCAAAGAACCUGAAUCUGACUAUUUGGAUGCUGCGUUGAUUACCGUUAUGCAAAUCCACCUUUCUGAACCACCAGGUGAUGUCUUGCUUUUCUUAACUGGUCAGGAGGAAAUCGAUACAGCAUGUGAAAUUCUAUAUGAGCGUAUGAAAGCUCUUGGGCCACAAGUACCCGAUUUAGUUAUCUUGCCAGUUUAUUCUGCAUUGCCUAGUGAAAUGCAAUCACGUAUUUUUGAACCAGCUCCUCCAGGUAGUCGAAAAGUGGUUAUUGCAACAAAUAUAGCAGAAACCUCGAUCACGAUAGAUGGUAUAUAUUAUGUUGUGGAUCCUGGAUUCGUAAAGCAGAAUGCUUAUGAUGCCAAAGUGGGAAUGGAUUCUUUGAUUGUCACACCUAUUUCUCAAGCGCAGGCACGUCAACGUUCGGGUCGUGCUGGUCGUACAGGACCUGGAAAAUGUUAUAGACUUUAUACUGAAGCAGCUUAUCGUAAUGAAAUGCUUCCAAAUCCUGUACCUGAAAUUCAGCGUACAAAUCUUGCAAAUACUGUAUUGACUCUUAAAGCCAUGGGAAUAAAUGAUCUUUUGCAUUUUGACUUUAUGGAUCCUCCACCUGUUCAAACUCUUCUUACAGCAUUAGAACAAUUGUAUGCACUAUCAGCUUUGGAUGAUGAGGGCCUUUUAACAAGAUUAGGACGUAAAAUGGCUGAAUUUCCUUUAGACCCCCCAUUAGCGAAGAUGUUGAUACAUUCAGUUGAUCUUGGUUGUUCUGAAGAAAUUCUUACCAUAGUAGCAAUGCUUUCUGUCCAAAAUGUUUUUUAUCGUCCAAAAGAGAAACAAGCAGCUGCUGAUCAAAAGAAAGCAAAAUUUCAUCAACCUGAGGGAGAUCAUUUAACUCUUCUGACAGUAUAUAAUGCUUGGAAAGCUAGUAAAUUUUCCAAUGCAUGGUGUUUCGAAAAUUUUAUUCAAGGAAGAAGUAUGAAAAGAUGUCAAGAUAUUCGCAAACAAUUGUUGGGUAUUAUGGACCGUUAUAAACAAGAUAUUAUUUCAUGUGGUAGAAAUUAUGACAAAGUUCGUAGAGCUAUAUGUGGAGGUUUCUUCCGUCAUGCAGCCAAGAAAGAUCCUCAAGAAGGUUAUAAAACAUUAGUAGAAGGUACUCCAGUAUAUAUUCAUCCAUCAAGUGCUUUGUUCAAUAAAGGUCCUGAAUGGGUUAUAUAUCACGAACUUGUGCUAACUACAAAGGAAUAUAUGAGAGAAGUUACAGCAAUUGAACCAAAAUGGCUCACCGAAGCUGCGCCUACAUUCUUUAAGGUUGCUGAUGCUAAUACGAUCAGUAAGCGCAAGAGAGGCGAAAAGAUUCAGCCUUUAUACAAUAAAUACGAAAAACCAAACGAAUGGCGUCUAAGUCGUGUCAAGAGACAUCAAAGAGUUUCACAAACUUUCG